Messenger RNA from Lepus europaeus (European hare), 1827 nucleotides. RefSeq names its product CUB and zona pellucida like domains 1 (gene CUZD1). The transcript has 9 exons. Gene Ontology annotation, cellular component: cell surface. Bases 1 to 1827 code for a protein of 608 amino acids. Lineage: Eukaryota; Metazoa; Chordata; Mammalia; Lagomorpha; Leporidae. The record is from RefSeq and is a predicted model, not a curated record.
AUGGAGGUGGUGAGAAGGCUGCUCUCUCUGGCCCUUCUGACGGCCUCAUGUUUGGCGGAGUCGAAUUCCACCGAGGCUGAAGGCAGAUCAAGCUGCAGGGCCAGCCUGGGAGGGAGCAACGCAGGAGAGACACACAAAACCUUCAUUGUGAACCUGAAUUCCGAUGAGGACUGCAUUUGGACCAUAGAAAAACCAGAGAACAAAAGCAUCAGACUCGUCUUUUCCCACGUCCAGCUGGAUCCAGAUGGAAACUGUGAAAAUGAAAACAUUAAAGUUUUUGAUGGACUUCCUACAAAUGGGUAUCUGCUGGGGACGGUCUGCAGUAAACACGACUACGUGCCUGUGUUUGAAUCGUCAGCCGAUACACUGACAUUUCAGAUAGUCACCGACUCCACCGCACUUGCAAGGACUGUCUUUGUCUCCUACUACUUCUUCUCUCCUGACACCUCUAUUCCGGACUGUGGCGGGUACCUGGAUGCACUGGAAGGUUCCUUCACCAGCCCCAAUUACCCAAAGCCCCAUCCUGAGCUGGCUUACUGUGUGUGGCACAUACAAGUGGAGAAAGGUUACAAGAUCAAACUGAGCUUCAAAGACAUUUUCCUGGAAGUAGACGACAACUGCAGGUUUGAUUUCGUCGCCAUCUAUGACGGCUCCUCCACCAACUCCGGCCUGAUCGAACAAGUCUGUGGUCGCAAGAAGCCCACCUUCGAAUCUUCUUCAGACUCCUUGACUGUUGUGUUAUCUACCGAUUAUGCCAACUCCUACUGGGGCUUUUCUGCUUCCUACACUUCAAUUUAUACCGAAAAUGUCAACACCACGUCUUUAACUUGCUCUUCUGACAAGAUGAGAGUCAUCAUAAACAAAUCAUACCUGGCAUCAUUUAACUAUAAUGAGAAUAACUUACAACUAAAUGACCCAACCUGUAGACCGAGGGUAUCCAAUGUUGUGGAAUUUUCGAGCCCUCUGGAUGGAUGUGGCACGAUCAAACAGGUGGAAGACCACUCGAUCACCUACACCAACGUCAUCAGCUUCACCGUGUCCCCGACUUCCGGAAUCAUCACCCGACAGAAGCACCUCCAGAUCAUCGUGAAGUGCGAAAUGGAAAACAAUUCCACCGUGGAGAUUAUGUACAUAACGGAAGAUGACGUCAUACAAAAUCAGAUCACACUGGGCAAAUAUAACACAAGCAUGGCUCUUUUUGAAUCCAGUUCCUUCGAAAGGCCUCUACACGAAUCACCGUAUUAUGUGGAUUUGAACCAGACUCUUUAUGUUCAAGUCAGUCUGCACGCCCCAGACCCAAAUCUGGUGGUGUUUCUUGAUACGUGUAGAGCCUCUUCCACGUCUGACUUUGGCUCUCCAACCUAUGACUUAAUCAAGAGUGGGUGUAGUCGAGAUGACACUUGUGAGCUGUAUCCUUUGUCAAGACACCACGGGAGGUUCCAGUUUCGCGCCUUUAAGUUCCUGAGGAGUCUGAACUCCGUGUACCUGCAGUGCAAGGUUCUGAUCUGUGACAGCGGCGACGAGCAGUCUCGCUGCCAUCAAGGCUGUGCCGACAGGAGGAAGCGAGAAGUCUCUUCCUACAGGUGGAAGGCCGACUCUGUCAUAGGCCCCAUUCGUCUGAAAAGGGAUCGGAGUGCGGGGGGAAGCUCAGGCCAUCCACACCAACCACAGGCAGAAGAAAUGCGGAACCAGCCGUCUGAUAGCCUGCACCUGGUUUCGUUUGCAGUCCUUGCCUUGAAUGUGGUCAUUGUAGCCGCAGUCGUGGUGAGGCAUUUUCUAAAUCAGCGGGCUGACUACAGAUACCACAAGCUGCCAGGCUCUAACUAG